AUGGACGAAGAGGAGGGAGACGUGGUGGCCGUCAGAGGAAAUGCGGCAGCAGAAAGGAGGAGGUUAAGACGCCAAUUCGCCGAACGUGACGUCGACUUCUGGCACAAGCUUUCUUAUUCCAUUGGUCACUUCUAUAACGAUCUCUGCGCGUCUAUGUGGUUCACCUAUUUGAUGAUCUACAUGGAGAAGGUGGUGAUGCUGAGGAGCAGCCUGGCCGGGAUGCUGAUGCUGAUCGGACAGGUCACCGACGCGAUCUGUACUCCUAUAGUAGGGCUUGGCAGUGACCAUGCUUGCCUUCCGGCUUGGAUCCGGAAAAUUGGGCGCCGGAUGAGCUGGCAUGUGAUUGGUGCCAUCUGCGUGACGUUCUCCUUCCCGUUCAUCUACAACCACUGCUUCGUCUGCAGCUCUGUUACAAGCGAAUGGAUGACGGUCAUUUGGUACAUCCCGUUCAUCAUGGUGUUUCAGUUUGGGUGGGCUAGUGUUCAGAUCUCUCACCUGGCAAUGAUUCCCGAUUUAUCAACUCGAGAUGAGAGCCGCUCAACGAUGAACUCAAUGCGGUACGCUUGGGCAGUUCUCGCCAACAUCUCAGUGUUUGCCAUCCUGGCCUACCUUCUUGGAAGCGAUGAUCAAAGCCAUGGUGGCACAAUCGGACCACAAGAAGCCCACAUUUUCCAAAUGUCAUCUGGGAUCGUGGUCAUUACCGGAAUAUUGUCUCUUGUUCCGUUCUAUGCCUUUACCCGAGAGCCGGAGUCGACAGGGCGAGAGAGGAGACUGAGCAUCACGUCGGACGCCAGCGAACUGGUCCGGAUGCACUGGACAAGCUGGUUUGGCCAUCUACAGUUUUAUCAGAUCUCCAUCCUCUACAUGUUGGCCAGGAUGUUCAUCAACAUCACGCAAGUCUACUUUCCGUUUUACGUGACGAUGACGCAGGGGAUGGACAAGAGCUACGUCGCCAUCCUACCUAUGGUGUCUUAUGUCUCUUCCUUCGUGAUGUCCACUGCCUAUUCGAUGCCUUUCUUGAAUGGGCGGAUUAAUAAGAAGUUCCUCUACCUGUUCGGCAUCAUCGUCGGCCUGGGCAACUGCGUGUGGAUGCAGUUCGAGCUGACCGGGUGGCAGAUUUAUGGGGUGGCUGUCUUGAUCGGAAUCACUCAAGCGAUCCUGUUCAUCACCUCAGUGGCCGUCACAGCCGACCUGAUCAAUAAAAAUACGGAAUCCGGCGCUUUCGUCUACGGCGCCAUGUCCUUCGUUGAUAAGCUAGCAAAUGGAGUGGCUUACCAGAUCAUUGAACUCCUCAAUCCGGGCUGCGAUGGUCAGGGCGAUCCGAAGCAAUGCUCCCUGUUCUACCGCCGAGUAGAAUCGUUUGUACCUGGUGGCUGCCUGGUGCUGGCCCUAAUCGUGCUGAUCUCUCUGAUUCCGCAGAGUAUCGGGGAGCGAAGAAGGACUGCUGAAGACCGUCAGCCAAUCAUCUUUGCCAAUGAAGAGGAAUUUGAU
Messenger RNA from Mesorhabditis spiculigera, 1491 nucleotides. The record is from the annotation of a GenBank genome assembly. Lineage: Eukaryota; Metazoa; Nematoda; Chromadorea; Rhabditida; Rhabditidae.